Molecule: messenger RNA, 597 nt
Organism: Dictyostelium discoideum AX4
Lineage: Eukaryota; Evosea; Eumycetozoa; Dictyosteliales; Dictyosteliaceae
Product: AhpC/TSA family protein
Exons: 2
Coding region: 1-597 (198 amino acids)
Biological process (GO): cell redox homeostasis; cellular oxidant detoxification
Molecular function (GO): antioxidant activity; thioredoxin-dependent peroxiredoxin activity; peroxiredoxin activity
Source: RefSeq, a predicted model, not a curated record
AUGUUAUUACUUCAAAAUUUUAACCAACAACAAAACUCAAAUUUGAUAAUACAAUUAAUUGUUGCAGGUGUUAUUAUUAUUUUAAUUUCUAAAUUUUUCAUUCUUCCAUUUCUUUCUAAUAAAUCAUCCUCAAAAAUGACAAAAUUAAAAGUUGGUGACCAAGCCCCUGAUUUUACAGCUUCUGAUAAAGAUGGUAAAUCAUAUUCAUUAAAAGAUUUUGCAGAUAAAGUUUUAGUUCUUUAUUUUUAUCCAAAAGAUUCAACACCUGGAUGUACCAAAGAAGCUUGUUCAUUUAGAGAUAAUUAUGAACAAUUCACUGAAGCAGGAGCAGUUGUAGUAGGUGUUUCAUCAGAUGAUGCAGAAAGUCAUUCAAAAUUCUCUGCAAAAUAUAGAUUACCAUUCACAUUACUUACCGAUAAUAAAGGUGAAAUGGCUAAAAAAUAUGGAGUAAAGAAAGAGUUAUUAUUAAUUCCAGGUAGAUCAACCUUUAUCAUUGACAAGAAUCAAAAGAUUGCUUUAAUUCAUAGUUCACUUUUAAAUGCUGAAUCUCAUAUCACUGAAUCUUUAAAAGUUAUUGAACAAUUAAAAUCACAAUAA